Paecilomyces variotii is the source of this 1041-nucleotide messenger RNA. Its product is annotated as putative mitochondrial tricarboxylate transporter. Gene Ontology annotation, biological process: mitochondrial citrate transmembrane transport. Bases 56 to 949 code for a protein of 297 amino acids. The record is from RefSeq and is a predicted model, not a curated record. The transcript has 9 exons. Lineage: Eukaryota; Fungi; Ascomycota; Eurotiomycetes; Eurotiales; Thermoascaceae.
UCUGUCAUAGACAACAUCGUCCCGCUCAUCGAGUGCAGGGAGGGCGUCUACAGCAAUGGCCACUGCUGAGAAAAGGGAGACAAAACCCAAGCCUAGCAGCUUGCGGUCCAUCAUCGCUGGCUCUACUGCCGGAGCUAUCGAGAUUGCGAUCACAUACCCAGCAGAGUUCGCAAAGACCCGGUCACAGCUCAACCGAAGGUUACCGGACGGGAAGAAACUCCCAUGGCCACCUUUCGGUAAACAGUGGUAUGCCGGAUGCACGACUCUGAUCGUGGGAAAUUCCCUUAAAGCAGGAAUCCGCUUCGUUGCCUUCGAUACCUACAAAUCGUUGCUCCAGGAUGAAAAUGGGCACAUUUCUGGCCCCCGGACAGUCAUUGCUGGAUUUGGUGCCGGUUUCACUGAAUCUCUUUUGGCGGUCACUCCGUUCGAGAGUAUUAAGACGCAGCUGAUCGAUGAUCGCAAGUCUGCCAAACCUCGUUUGAACGGAUUCCUGCACGGCAGUAAAGUCAUCUUCCAGGAAAGAGGUAUUCGAGGCUUUUUCCAAGGCUUUGUUCCGACAACGGCCAGACAAGCAGCCAACUCGGCGACGAGAUUUGGCAGCUACACGACGUUGAAGCAGUUUGUUCAAGGCUACGUCGCUCCGGGAGAGAAGCUGGGCACAAUGAGCACUUUCGCUAUUGGAGGCAUGGCGGGUUUAAUCACUGUCUACGUUACGCAACCUCUCGACACGGUGAAGACUAGAAUGCAAUCAUUGGAAGCGAGCAAGAAUUACAAGAACAGCUUUGUGUGUGCUGCGAAGAUCUUCAAAGAUGAAGGCCCUCUGACCUUGUGGUCUGGCGCUGUCCCACGUCUGGCAAGACUGAUCAUGAGUGGAGGAAUUGUGUUUACGAUGUACGAGAAGACGAUCGAGGCAAUGGAUAAGUUCGACCCGCAAGGAAAAUAUAUAUGAUGUGACGGUUGCGGCCUGUAUUGUACACUACUGGUAUCUAAAGUGCCCCAGCUUAGACAUGAGAGCUAUUGUCAUCAAUGACAUACUAUACA